AUGGCGUUUCAACAUCUGCUUGUCGUUUUGCUGUACUCAUCUGUGAUUCAAGGAAGAGGAGAUGAAACCUUCGAGGUUGUUCCGAACAUCUACAAAUUCAUUUCCGAUAACGCUUAUAUCUGUAGCCCGGUGUUUCUGCCCGAUGGAAGUUUAGUGUCGUUUCUGAACGAAGAGCAAGGAUUGAAAUGCAACGAGUGUGAAGAAGUGUCUGGAGAAAACAUUGACAGUGCAUGUGGUGUUCGGAUAUUAAACAAUAGCACCGAUCCAGUGACAUGUUUUGAGCUUCCGCCGCUUUGUGUCGAGGAAUAUAGUCUACGAUUUGCUGCACAGUUACAGUCAAAUGAUGUGAACAAUAAAGAGGAAAAGUCGGACGAGAUGACAACGGACAUGACAGAUAUCUCGUCGGACGGCAUUGAAACUAUUGAGAAGUUGACAAAGGAACGCUUUGAAAACUUUCGAAAGAGCUCUGUCAUAGAGACUACUGUCGAACCUAGAAUUGAAUCUGCAACAAUUUCAUUCGUCGAGCCAGUCGAAGCAGUUACGACAAACAUGCCAACCCGAGCCGAAUCACCAAAUUCAACCCAUCCAACUCUUCUUCCCCUUUCCAAACAAGACCCUCAGGAUGGAAAUGAUCAUGAAGUCACUAUUAAUGCCGGCAUCUUGAGCGAAGGAAAAAUCAUUGAAACAAGAACUAUUGUUCCAAUGUUCGAAAUUCCGACGGGAACUCCAAGUGACGAAAUCGAAAUGAAAGCGGAACAAAUUGGAAAUGAUGUUGUUGGACAACCUGAAACAUUUGAUGAGAAUCAGAUGAUCAUGGAAGAGCCCAUCGCGAUGGAAAAGAGGAGAAAUCUUUUCAUUGGAACUACGACUGUCCCAACGACGACAAUUCGGACUACCACUCCCUUCAUUUGUGAAGACAAACAUAAUCUAUGCUGCUUCUGGGCAACCACUGGAGAAUGCACAAAAAACCCGUUCUGGAUGCAUUUGAAUUGCGCGAAAACAUGUGGAACUUGCAAUUGUACAUUGGAUGAAGCGGACACUUGUGAAUCAACUGGAAUCAAAUGCACCCUUCCCACUACAACAACAACCACCACGACUACUACGACAACACCUCCGCCAACCACAACAACUCAACCAACAACUACAACGACCAAAAAACGUUUCACUCGUCCUUUUACCCCACCAGCAAGUGGUUUCAGAAGGACAAAGGCAACAGUCUCGACUUCUUCACAAUAUGACUUGACACCUUCUACCACUCCAACACCAACUACGACUCGUAGAACGACGACGGUAAGAAUAACGACAACAACAGAGGAUUCCUGCAAAGAUUAUUAUGCACAAUGCUCGUUUUGGGAGACAAUGGGUGAAUGUCGAAAGAAUCCCUUCUUCAUGCGACCAAAUUGCCAGAAAUCUUGCAAAUCAUGUGGUGAGCAUGUUGAUACUGUGUAUGCGCCGACACCACGCCCCGGAUGCGACAAUGGGCAUAAAUAUUGCAAUUUCUGGGCUCAUAUAGGGGAAUGCACGAAGAAUCCAAAUUACAUGCUACCACACUGUAGACUAGCGUGCAGAGUUUGCUAA
This is a messenger RNA of Caenorhabditis bovis, 1578 nucleotides long. Lineage: Eukaryota; Metazoa; Nematoda; Chromadorea; Rhabditida; Rhabditidae. The record is from the annotation of a GenBank genome assembly.